This is a messenger RNA of Rhodotorula toruloides NP11, 3183 nucleotides long. Its product is annotated as serine/threonine protein kinase ATG1. Gene Ontology annotation, biological process: autophagosome organization; protein autophosphorylation; autophagy. The record is from RefSeq and is a predicted model, not a curated record. The transcript is spliced from 9 exons. Gene Ontology annotation, cellular component: autophagosome; cytoplasm. The coding region runs from base 1 to 3183 and encodes 1060 amino acids. Gene Ontology annotation, molecular function: protein serine/threonine kinase activity; ATP binding. Lineage: Eukaryota; Fungi; Basidiomycota; Microbotryomycetes; Sporidiobolales; Sporidiobolaceae.
AUGCCCGCCCCGCGCUCGACAGACACCCCGUCCUCUCAUCGCCCCCACAUCCACCACGACCCGCCGACUCCGCAACACCGCACGCACGGACACGCGAGGCGACAUGCCACCAGGCGCGAUGCGGACGACGAGGACAGGAUCGGGCCGUACUUGAUCGCGGAGGAGAUUGGCAGGGGAUCGUUCGCGACCGUCUAUCGCGGCGAGAGGCAGGAUACGCACGCUCCCGUGGCGAUCAAGUCGGUCAUCCGGAGCAAGCUGACCAGCAAGCUCCUCGAGAACCUCGAGUCCGAAAUCUCCAUCCUCAAGCGCAUCACCCACCGCAACAUCGUCGAGCUCAAAGACUGCCUGAAAACCGACUCGCACAUCUACCUCAUCAUGGACUUCUGUUCCGCAGGCGACCUCUCACUCUACAUCCGCAAGCGGGGCGACCUCCCUUCUCUCACGGCGUCGAAUCAGGGACUCUUGCCCGACUCGAGACGAUCAGCGGGAGGGCCGGAGAAGGUCUUGUACCCGCAUCCGAAGGAGGGCGGGUUGAACGAGACGAUUGUGCGGUGCUUCUUGGGUCAACUCGUCGACGCUCUCCGAUUCCUGCGAUCACAGAACGUCAUCCACCGCGAUAUCAAGCCUCAAAACCUCCUCCUCCAGCCCGCUUCUGCAGCAGACCUCGAAGCCGGACACCCGCCCGGGAUCCCCGUUCUCAAGGUUGCCGACUUUGGUUUCGCGCGAUGGCUGCCGAGUCAGAGCAUGGCCGAGACGCUCUGCGGGUCACCUCUCUACAUGGCGCCCGAGAUCCUCCGCUACGAAAAGUACGACGCCAAGGCCGACUUGUGGUCCGUCGGCGCCGUCUUGUUCGAGAUGAGCGUCGGGAAGCCUCCCUUCCGCGCUCAGAACCACGUCGAGCUCCUGCGCAAGAUCGAGCGCGGCGAAGACCGCAUCAAGUUCCCGGAUGAGAAGCGGUCGGACGAGGUGGACGAGGGCAAAGUACCGACGAAGGUUGCGGCGGAUAUCAAGGCGCUGAUUCGGAGGUUACUGAAGCGUCAGCCGGCCGAGCGCAUGUCGUUUGAGGAUUUCUUUCGCGAGGCGGCGGCCGUCGCUCAGCUCAAGGGCUUCUCGUCAGCCGAGUCGGUCUCGGUGCGAGUUGGACAGGCGACGGGCAAGCGCGACCCAGCGCGUGGACCACCCGCUGUUCCGCCCGAGUCUGUCGCAGCGAACUCGACCGACCGACGGACGUUCGGGACCGUCCCUCCGGCCGCUUUCGCAACGCAGCAAACGAGCACGCCGAUCGUCCCCCGAGCUUCGCCCGGUCCUCCACCACCGCUCUACCCGCGCCCGUCAAGCGCCUCACCCGCCCCUUCACCCGUCCCUUCCGUCUCCUCCCCUGCGCCGCCAGAAGCGAUCUCGCGCUUCGCGACUUCCGACGAUCCGCCGCCAUUCGCGCGCCGCCCUUCGUCUGCCGCACGAGCAUCACCGUCUCCUCCGCUUGCUGGAGCGCAGCAAGGUCCGCCGCCUGUUGCGAGGCGGACAUCGAGUUAUGUCCCUCGAAGCGCGGGUGGGCAGCAGGAGGUGGUGGCGGGCGUCGAGGCGAUCAGGACGAAGGACUAUGCGGCUCAGCGGGUAGGGACGGGGACGCCGGUUGGGACGAUCAGCAGACGAAGCAGCGAGUCGCCUGCGCCACCUUCGCCUGAUCCGCCGUCUGCCAUUGAGCGCUUCAAGGCGACGAACGAGACGAGCGACUCGAUGACGGACUCGAACGACUCGGUUCUCGGCAAGGACUACGUCGUCGUCGAGAAGCGCACGGUCGAGAUCAACGCUCUUGCCGACGAGCUUGCGCAACAGAACCCACGACGAGAGGGUGUCGUGGCACGGAGACCGUCGCGAGGGUUCUUGACGCGACCGCUUAGCUCGGUUGGCAACCCUGCUGGGACAGGACCGUCGCCGCCGUCUUCGUCUUCGCCCUCGUCGCCGUAUCCACCCGCGGGCGACUCGACGCCGCCCUUUGCGAUCCCGCAGCGAGCGCAAUCUACCCCGCACCACCCUUACUCGCUCUCGUCUUCCCCUCGCCCGCUGUCCUUCCUCUCCAACUCGCCUCGCAGCAUGGACCGCUUCCCCGGCUCGCCUCUCGCGCUCGUCGGCAGCCCAUCCGGAGCGCUCGCAAAGGCCUUUAGCAACCUCUCGUCGCUCAAGAUCUUUGGCAGCCCGACGGACGGCAUCCUCGUUCGACGCAGCUCGGCGCGCAAGCCAAUCCCGCGGUCGAUGACAGCGCCCAUCGCGGUCGACCCAGAGGAAGAGCGCGUGCUUGCCGACCUCGAGGACAUCGCGCAGAAGGCGCUCGUCCUGUUCGAGUUUGCCGAUUCGAAGAUCCUGCAGAUCCUCCCUCCCACGCCUGCCGCAUCGACCUCGACCACCUCGCUCGGCACGCCGUCGUACUUCUCGCACCUCGCCGCGCGCGAACAAGCUCAGGCGCAAUCAGCGAACGUCAGCAACCCCUUCUCGCCCAUCCCGACUUCGCCCUCAAUGCGUCGCGGGUCGUCCUCCUCGUCGGACAGGCCACUCAUCAUGGCUAGCUCGGCGCGGGCCGACGUCUUGGCGGCCGAGGCGAUGAUGCUCUACCUCAAGGCGCUGGCGUUCUUGAGCAAGGGCAUCGAGCGAGCGAGGAAGCAUUGGGCGAACAGACCUUCUGAGCAGCAGGCGGCGAGUGCGGACUUCAACGACGCCGUGCAAUGGUUCCGCCAGCGCUUCAACGAGUGCUUCGACAAGGCCGACUUUGCCAAGACGCGCUGCGGCGAGGAGAUCCCCGAGUCUGCGACCUACGCCGAGAAGCUCGUCUACGACCGCGCACUCGAGCUGUCCCGCGCCGCCGCUGUCAACGAGCUUCGCGGCGAGAACCCAACCGACUGCGAGACGGCAUACGAGACGGCGCUGUGGAUGCUGUACGCCCUCCUUGACGAUACGAUCCGCACGCCGAACACCGCCACGCCUGCCGAGAUUGAGGAAGACCGCACGACCGUCACCCGCUUCGUCCAGUCGAUCACGGGCCGACUUCAGGCGUUGCGGAAGAAGAUCGCGCCCGUCUCUGCCAUCGCGAGCGGCCCGACGACGGGCGCAAGUACCGCCGUCGCGGGCUCGCCAAGGUCCACCACCGGAGCAUCGCCAUCGCCCUCGACCGGCUCGCCCGCCUCUUGA